This is a messenger RNA of Candidula unifasciata, 1539 nucleotides long. Lineage: Eukaryota; Metazoa; Mollusca; Gastropoda; Stylommatophora; Geomitridae. The record is from the annotation of a GenBank genome assembly.
AUGACAUCUUCAAGUGUCUUCAGAAUGGACAUAGCCAUCAGCGCCUCUUGGUUAUUGCCACUGAUCUUAACCGGCAUUGUAGCAUUCUUGUUGUGGACAAAAUCCAGACGUAAUUUUCCUGACAAAAUCCCGCCAUUUCCAUCCCAACCUUGGCCCAUUUUGGGACAUUUUUGGGAGAUACGAAGUAUUUCUAGAGACAAAAUGAAAGCGUGGAGAAAGGCAGCUGGAGAUAUCUACAGUUUAGAUAUUGGAGGAGAACUACAUAUUCUUGUUAAUGAUUACAACUUCAUCAAGGAAAUCUGGGUCAAACACGCGGAUUAUAUUGUGAACAGUCAGCAAUCUUUUGCUGCCGAAAUCCUCGCUGAGAGUAAUAAAGGCAUCAUUUCUGCGAGGGACGAUAACUGGAAGGAACAACGGACAACUUCCUUAUCUAUUCUUCGAUCAUUUGGCAUGGGGAAGAAUGUUAUGGCCGAGAAAAUUCAAGAAGAGGUCUCUUACACUCUAGAAAAAUUGGGGUCUUUCAAAGGUCAACCGGAAGACGUCAGGUUACUUCUAAACGUUAGUGUGUCAAACGUGAUUUGUUCCGUUGCUGUCGGACAAAGAUUUGAGCAUGACGAUCCAUAUUUUGUUCGUUUUAUGAUUCUGUUAAGAGAUGCACUGAAAUAUAACAGAUCUGUAGCAAUCCUAACACCUUUUAAAUAUCUCUACUACCUUCCUGGUGACCUCUUCCACGCAAAGAAAUGGACAAAAGCUUCAACUGAAAUCAAUGAAAGGUUCGGCAAGGUAUACAUUAAUAAACUCAAACAGGCUUUUAAAGAAAACGAAGACCCAGAGAAUUUUGUUGCCGCCUACAUUAAGGAGAUGAAGAAGUUGAAAGACAAUGGCGUUGAUACAAACCUCAGUGAAGAAAACCUCGUAGCCAUUAUGAGGCUUCUCUUUUUAGCUGGAACUGAAACAACAAGCAUCACCAUUUUAUGGUGCCUUCUCUACAUGCUGCAUUACCCAGAUGUGCAAGAGAAGGUCUAUCGUGAAAUUGAGGCUCAUGUUGGAACUGAACGUAUUCCUAACAUGUCUGAUAAACCUAAACUAGUCUACCUGAACGCAGUUAUCAUGGAAACACAGCGUUUUGCCAGUCUUAUACCUGUUGGUAUCAUGCGAGAAGUCAGCGAUACGUUUGAAUUGGGCGGUUUCACAUUUCCUAAAGGAAGUAUUCUUUGGCCAGUCUUGGACUCUGUUCACAACGAAAAGAAAAUCUGGGGUGAUCCAGAGAACUUCCGGCCUGAAAGAUUCAUCGACGCAAACGGAGCUCUCAUCCAUCGCGAAGAACUGAUACCAUUCUGUAUUGGCAGAAGAAUGUGUUUAGGGAUGGCACUGGCUAGAAUGGAGCUGUUUCUGUUUCUGUCAGCGAUGUUUCAGCGCUUCAAAUUUGAACCAGCUGACAACUCGGGUAUAUUGCCAACACUGAAAGAGUCUUUUGGAACCUCGUGUGUACGUCAGCCUUACAAAAUCAAAUUCACAUCUCGUAGAGGCCUUGUAUAG